This is a messenger RNA of Oldenlandia corymbosa var. corymbosa, 2292 nucleotides long. Lineage: Eukaryota; Viridiplantae; Streptophyta; Magnoliopsida; Gentianales; Rubiaceae. The record is from the annotation of a GenBank genome assembly.
AUGGCGCUCUCUGCUCAGACUCCAACCAUAUCUCUCCACUCCGAACACCUCAAUCCCUCAGUGUCCAACUUCCAUUGUCCCAAGUCUCUACCUUUUUCUAACCUUACCCAGAAAAAUCCUCACUUUCCACUCAAAAAAACUCCAAAUACCUCAUUUUUCUACUCCUCCGGCCACCAGAUUGCCGAACCCAAUUCGCGUAUUACCCAGCUUUGUCUAGAUAAUCAGCUGGACGAAGCCAUAAGAAUUCUGAAGUCGCUUCAGAAUGACCCUCAAAAUAGUUUGGACGAGGAUACUUUUAUUUCUGUUAUUAGACUCUGUGAAUUCAGAAGGGCUUGGGAUGAGGGGUGUUUAAUUUAUGAAUACGCAUUGAAUUUUGCGUCCCAUUUGAGUUUGAGAUUGGGAAAUGCAUUGUUGAGCAUGUUUGUGAGGUUGGGGAACUUGAGUGAUGCUUGGUAUGUGUUUGGGAAGAUGGAGGAUAGAAAUUUGUUUUCUUGGAAUGUUUUGAUUGGUGGGUAUGCUAAAGUGGCUGUUCUUUUUGAUGCGGAGUUCUGUUUUGAGCCAGACUUGAUGACCAUAACCAGUGUGAUCUCAGCAUGUGAGGUCCUUGGUGAUGAGAAAUUCGGUAAGGCUCUUCAUGGAUUUGCCGUAAAAAAUUAUUACGGGGUUGAUGUUUCUGUGGGUAACACAUUGAUUCAGAUGUAUUCAAGUGUUGGAAAUUGGGAGGAAGCUGAAAAAGUCUUUAAUGGGAUAGAGUUGAAGGAUGUGAUUUCUUGGACAGCAAUGAUUUCAGGCUUUGAGAGCAAUGGCUUGCCUGAGAAGGCUGUGGACACCUAUAAAUUGAUGGAGAUGGAUGGUAUUGUGCCAGAUGAGAUCACCAUUGCCAGCGUUUUGGCUGCGUGUGCUUCUUUGAGUCUUUUGGAUAUGGGUGUUAAAGUUCAUGAGCAUGCUAAAAGCACAGGUCUCAUAUCAUAUGCUAUAGUUGCGAAUUCUCUCAUUGAUUUUUAUUCGAAGUGUAAAUGCAUUGAUAAAGCUUUGGAAAUAUUUCAUGAGAUGCCUAACAAGAACGUGGUAUCUUGGACUUCAAUUAUUCUGGGGCUCAAAGUUAACAACCGAAGCUUUGAAUCAUUGUUUCAUUUCAGGCAGAUGAAACUCAGUGUAAAUCCUAAUGACGUUACCUUGAUUUCUGUUCUUGGUGCAUGCGCUAGAAUUGGAGCAUUAAUGUGUGGGAAGGAGAUACAUUCUUAUGUGUUGAGGAGCGGGCUGGAACUAGAUGGUUUUCUACCCAAUGCAUUUCUAGACAUGUACGUGAAAUGUGGAAGGAUGGUCCCUGCCUGGAAUCUGUUUAAUAUGCAGAAACAGGAUGGUGCAGCAUGGAAUAUUCUGCUUACAGGAUUUGCGCAGCGAGGGCAAGGUGCUCAGGCCAUGGAACUAUUUGGAAGGAUGUCACACUUAAAGGUAGAGCCAGAUGAGAUUACAUUUAUAUCUCUAUUAUGUGCUUGUAGUAAAUCAGGAAUGGUCACUGGAGGCUUGCAUUUUUUCGAGAGUAUGAGAGAUGUGUAUAACAUAGUUCCAAAUCUGAAGCACUAUGCUUGUGUAGUUGAUUUACUAGGCCGUUCAGGCCAGGUAGAUGAUGCUCUUGAGUUUAUACAGAAGAUGCCUAUUAAACCAGAUGCCGCCAUAUGGGGAGCUUUGUUAAAUUCCUGUAGAAUUCAUAGAUGUCUUGACGUGGGGGAAAUUGCAGCAAGACAUUUAUAUGAAUUGGAUGAAGAGUUUGUAGAAUACUAUGUCUUGUUGUGUAACUUCUAUUCGGAGUGUGGUAAAUGGGAUGAUGUUGCUAGUCUGCAAAGGAUGCUAAGAGAGAAAGGGGUAACUGUCGAUCCUGGAUGCAGUUGGGUCGAAGUAAAAGGGCAAGUUCAUGCUUUUUUGACUGGUGAAAAUUUCCAUCCCCAAAUUAAAGAAAUGAAUUCAGUUCUAGAAGGAUUUUAUGACAAAAUGAAAGCAGAAGGUUUGUCUGAUCCUCAAACCAACUCCUUGAAUGAAGAUUCAAAAGCUGAGGUUUUCUGUGGACAUAGUGAGAGAUUGGCUAUUGCAUUUGCCCUGAUAAACACAGUCCCUGGAAUGCCCAUUUGGGUAACUAAGAAUCUAUACAUGUGUCGAAGUUGUCAUAGUACAGUAAAAUUUAUUUCCAAGGUUGUUCGGAGAGAAAUAUCUCUUAGGGAUACUGAACAUUUUCAUCAUUUUAAAGAUGGAAAGUGUUCAUGUGGAGAUGAGGGCUUCCAGGGUGCUUAUUAG